Messenger RNA from Mycena citricolor, 357 nucleotides. The record is from the annotation of a GenBank genome assembly. NCBI's taxonomy places the organism in Eukaryota, Fungi, Basidiomycota, Agaricomycetes, Agaricales, Mycenaceae.
AUGGACGUGUAUGUCCAGGUCACGGGCUUAGAUUUGGGGAAAACAUGCAGGGUCAAGGCUCUGCUUGAUAGUGGUUGUAGCACCUGUUGUAUUGAUACCAACUACGCACAAGCGGAGAGAUUGGACAUCCAAGAGCUUCCACAACCCAUUGUAGCUUGUAACGCCAACAACACCAAGAAGAUCAGCAGUCAGAUCACUCAUUACAUUGACCUGAGGAUGAGAAUUGAUCCUCAUGUGAAGACAUGCACAUUCCUCCUGACAUGUCUAGGAAAAGCUCAGAUCUUCACUGGUCUUGAUUGGUUGACAGAACACAAUCCCAAGGUGGAUUGGCAGGAACAAACCAUGCAAUUCAGCUGA